Messenger RNA from Priapulus caudatus, 697 nucleotides. Its product is annotated as superoxide dismutase [Mn]-like. The record is from RefSeq and is a predicted model, not a curated record. NCBI's taxonomy places the organism in Eukaryota, Metazoa, Priapulida, Priapulimorpha, Priapulimorphida, Priapulidae. Gene Ontology annotation, biological process: superoxide metabolic process. Gene Ontology annotation, molecular function: superoxide dismutase activity; metal ion binding.
UUUGUUUACCGUAUUCUUUAAUUGGUUAUAUAAUGGUGCCACUUGUUUCUUCUGAGACCCUGUCCUUACACUUUGGUAACUUGCAUAAAGUAAUAGAGAUACGGUGCCAGUCUAGAACCACUUGUGUUACCUUUAUCAUGUAAAUAUCUUUUAUUUCAGGUAAGCAUAUAUAUUCAGGCGAGAGGAGGAGUAACUUAAAUUGUAGGUGACCCCAGCUAUAUAUACGGGUGAAUUGGUAGCCCUGCUAAUGUGGGUGCUAUAUAAAGAAAUGCAUUAGGCAUAAAGCAUCCAUCUCUGACAAAAUGGAUAUUAGUGAAGUUGCUGGAACAGAUAAAUAAUUUGCCACCCAAACAUAUGAAAGCUAUAAAAAACAAUGGAGGAGGGUACCUCAACCAUGCACUUUAUUGGACAGUACUGGCACCAAACCCUAAUAAUGAAUAUCGACACCCAGAGGGUAAAAUAGCAGAGGAUAUAAUGAACACAUUUGGAAACUUCUCAAUUUUCAAGAAUAUAUUUACGGAUGUGUCAAGUUCCUACUUCGGUUCAGGAUAUGUGUGGCUCUGCCGUGAUUUUAACAUCGGACACGGCUCUCACUUAAUGAUAGCGACUACCGCCAACCAGGACUUCCCUCUCUCUGAGGGACUUCACCCAAUUCUGGGCAUCGAUCUAUGGGAGCAUGCGUACUACCUGAAGCACC